AUGGAAUCGAACCAGCUAGUCCCCCUGAAUUCCCUGAAGGAUUACUCUGGAGAGGUUCCACGAGAGGAUAUACUUCGCCGCAGCCGACACUCAGGUUUGGUUGCUGGUCUCAACAGGGCUGCCCCGCAGUGCGAUGAUGAAAAAAAGUAUUGUACGGAGGCACAGAAGAAUCCAGAACCGUUUCAGGAACUGCACGUUCCGAGAAAGACCCCACUUACGCAGCAGAUACGUUCCGACGGGAAAUGCACUUCAGGGGUAUUCUCUGGCGUGGAAAGAGCCCCCGUGCGUGCUAGGCCGCUGAACUGCUUCCACUCCACACUGAAAAAUAGGGCACUGAAGCCACCGCAGUGCUGCACAUCUGAAAGCCAUAAUCUAGGGAAAGCUUUCUUUGGAGGGCCCCAGCAGUCUACAAAAGACUGUACUGAUCAUGGGGAUGAGAGCAGCAUGCCAACAUGCCAAAACACUUCAGGGCACGGAAACUCAGGUUUUCAGGAAGUUAACAGGUCAAAACUGACCCACUGUAGCCUCAGGGCAGACCCAAGAACAGCAGAACGAGCACCAGUGGGGGCGCCUUCGGCACAGUACUGCAGUGCCAACUUCAGCCCCAGCAAAGUAGAAAAGUCCCCCGCUAAGCCACAGCGCAACUCGGUCGUGGUAAGGUGCUCAGAUGGGCCAAGCCGAUUUCCGUGUGGCAGCAUGGCUGGAGGACGUGAUUCCUGUUCGCCUCUCCCUGCUGCUUCUGUCGGUCAUUCCCUCGCAGCGGCGCACGGGGUUGGAUCUGUCGGCACCAUCUCUUCAGCAGCAGUGCAGGAUGCUCAAAGGCCAUCAGCGAUAUCCACAGGUGGCACUAGAACAGGUGCAGAAGCGCCAACGCCAGCAUCACCGCUUUCAACAGAAGCAGCUAUAUGCGCAGCUCGAUCGUUUUGGCCAUCUGCGCAGUCUGUUCCAUCUGCAAGACCACCAGGUCCAAAGUCAUCACCAACAGCAAUAGCAGCAGUUUCGGCAGGCAAUGGGCCGUCAAAGAGACCUUUUCUGCGGCCAGUUGGAAUUACUAGGUCGCCAAGGGUAACUCGCAGGCAGGCUUCCGCUGCAGCGCUUGCAGAAGUGGUGCGAAUCGAAGACUCCUCUGACGAGGAGGGGCCUUCUUCCUUGAUAAAUCCGUCCGAAAACCCGAACGGUUCUCCAGAGGGGGAACUGGAAAACUGCAGACGAAUUCCCCAAACUACAAAUGGUGAGAUGGAGAAUAGUGUCAACUAUUCUCCAUCUGGACUGCAGGAAGGGGUUCGCGCUGACGCUUCGCAGGGAACGACUGCUUUCAUUUUAUUGGCAGCUGCCCUGGUUGGAGAGGAUGGGCAUUGCUGUUUGCUUAAUCCUGAAACCCUACGCAGGGCUGCAGUGGAGCAUGCAGUUGUGCAGCAACACCAGCAGCAGCCUUGUAUUGGUAAAAAUGCGUCAGCAACACCAACGAAGGAGAACAACAGAACAGAGCAUGCACUCCAGGGAGACGGCGGCCCCACAAACUGCCUCCUGGUACUGCAAGUACGCCGUGAAGAGGCCGUCGUUUCGCUCGAUCUGUGGAGGCCUCUGCCUGAGCCCUAUUCGCCCUCGGCAAAUGAGCAGAAGAACGAUUGCAGCCACUCGUAUGGCGAGACAGUUGCACUGCCUGUCCAAGACAGACUGGAGAGGCUUCUUAACUUUCCCCAGCAGUCUAUCUCCUUUUUAAAAUGUCUGAAACUCUACGCUGGGGCUUCCUGCCCAAGCUUCCCAAACAUUGGACAGCGGGACAAGCAAGAAGGCUCGUGCAGAUGCGUCUGUAGCAGUAGGAAGAUUCGUCUCUGCCUUAACAAAAGCAGUAGUAAGUCUAGCGCAAGCCACGAUGCGAAAGAAAAAGACAGGAGACAUGCAAGAAAAUGCACAACGGAAGAAAACCCUCAGGAGAAACAUUUCGGCGAGGCUUUUCCCAGAAGCCGCAAGCAGUUUGUCCUCACUGAUGACGCGGACGCGACGAAUGUUCUUGCGCCAGAUACGUUUAGUUCACCCGCUCGGGAUGGUGCUGUUUCUGCGUUUCCCGGUGAAUCACUUACUAACACGAUGCAGCCUGCUCAAUUAGCAGCUGGAGAUGCAUCUGCUACCAGACGCUGUCCGGAUGCCACCAGAACCGCUAGGACUGCUGCCGGAAUGGAAUCCACAGAAUAUAGAGGAUCCAAAACGAGCAGUGAAGUUAGUUACGGAAGCUGUAAUGAUCGGGAAGUCACGGGAAAGGCAAUCAGUAGUGGAACUGCUAGUGAGGAGCACAGACGACAAACCAAGAACAGAACCAGCGACAAGCGAACGAAAUCAGCUAACGAUAGUAAAGAGAACCGGAAGAGCAGAAGGGAUCGUGGAAGCUCUAGAAGAGAAGGGCACUCUAGAAGAUCAAGAUCACCUAGGGGUGAAGCGACUGCCAAGACUAAAUCGCAGCUUCCCCUCUCCAGCCAAAAAGUAUCAGCUGAGGAAAAAAAGAAAGAUGGGCAUUUCGUCACUCCGCGCAAUGCUCUCAUUGUGACGGAUGGGAAGCCUUUUCUAGGAGCGGAGCUCACUACAGGAGACGCCGAGCUGACACGCUUGGAGACGCACAAGCCGACACAAGACGAUGCUGAGGUGGACUCCGGCAAGAUGAAGGGAGACAAAGACAGUCGCAACAGUAGUAGUGCCAACUUGCGCGUCACUAGUGCCACCUGUAAGAGUAAUAGCAAGAAACGGCGGCAGCAUUCGAGCAGCGGGCCUGUCAAAUCCGGCGGCUCUUGUUCCCUUGCCAUCAACGAAUGUAAAGAGUCUCACACAACGGGAAAAAAAGCCCCAAAAGAGCAUCAACCAAGCAAAGAAUUGCCCGGCGCGGGAACUUCGGCUUCCAAAUCAAAGUGUUAUUGCGGCCACGUAUUCGACUGCAGGAAAUGCCACAAGGCAUGCGCCCGUUGCAUCUCCUCUGGAGCCAUCCCUCACGUUCCCGUUCUCUAUUUAGAACUUUGCAGUUCUGGUACACGAAGUCUGUACUGCAAUGAAAUACUGCAGAGGGCAUUGGAGCUCGACAGUGGACAGGCCUCUUGUGUUGCGUCGUCUGUCGAAAAAGAGCAACCUAGCGCAGAAGGUGCGCACGCAGUGACAUGCACUGCCGGCGUCCCUGCUGUGUUGCCCACGGCCCACAGCACCGGCACUAGGUGUUGGAGUCCUCACGCGGACGGUGGAAUAGUUGGGAGUAGCACCAGCAGCAAGAGUGGGGAAACGAGCAGCAUUAGCAGCAGUGCUAGCAGCUCCACCUGCAGAGCCACCACUGCGUAUGCCGUCGAUUGCAACAAAGAGGACAGCCACCAUCGUCGGUCAUCGAGAAAGCUUCACGAGGUAAAGGACUGUGAGGCUGAUAGCUGGCACCAGGCAUCCAGCGGUGUCAAGCACAGCUCCGGAUUAUCCAGAACGAAGCGGGAGUGCAAUAGCAGCUCACGGCGCAGCCACAAGUGCAGCAGCAGCCAGAAGAGACGACGGCGUGGGCACUCACCAACAUCUGAAGCAGUAGUGGAUGAGACAUUCGAAAAGCUUUUGAGUUGCUCAGCGGACCAAUCCGUGCUUGCGUGUAGCAUCUGCCUCGAUUGCUGCACAACCGGCAGCUGCAGUAAUUCCACAACGAAGUCGCUUCUUGGCACUUCCACUGUUGCCAAAGAUACCAACCAAAACAAAGCCAGUGUGAAGCUUAGACCUGCCCGCGCCACCACUUUGGGAGCCGCUAUUCUAGAGACCAGCAAAGGGUCCUUGCUGAAGGCAGAGGGGUACUCCAUCGAAAAACAGACGACUGGAGAUUUGUCAAGAAAGCCAAUCGAGCAGCUUCCACAAAGAAAGGGCCCUUGGUUGCUCAUAUGUGUAGGCCCAUCACUGCAAGCUGCCCCCGCAAAAGAAAGCUCAAGUUCAACCUAUGAGGGCAGAAAAGGCGCCCCUAUUGAGCCACAUUCAGCGCAGAGUGACAUGACAGUGUCAUAUCCUGCAGGAAGCGGGGCCCACGGCAGCAGCACAGAUAUAAAAUUACUUGAAAGCGAAUAUGCUAGUGGCUGCAGGGGUGAUUUGGAGUCGCUGUGUAAGGUUAUCCUUCCCUCAGACGUGGCAGCUCCUCCACUAUAUAAUCUUGGAGGUCUAGAGUCAGCUGGCGAUCCCGUGGACGUCGAAAAUCUUUCCAUGUUCUUUGCGAACUGCAUUACAAAACAAUCCGGUUCUCACGAUCAUGAAGACGACGCGCAUUUCAAAGGGAAUCGUGCCCAGACAGUAACAGAACUUGUCCUUCGCAUCUCAAAGGUGUUGCAUGAGUUCGUCUUGAGGAGUAUUGGGCCGUGGAAAGCUAUGCAUAGGAGCAAAAGCGCUAUCUACAGCCUAUCUUUAGAGGCUCUGGUGUCCUCGUGGAGAGCUAGGGAGUUUCGGAUGACUGGACAUUUUUCGGAGCGGGGAGAGCGGGUAGACAGGAGACAUUUACAUUCUGGGUCUGCUGCAAGCUUGGAAGCCAGUAGAUCUGCGUCUUGCAAGGCAAAUACUACGGUGCAAGUUUUCACAGGACGAGCAGGCAAACGACUAGCAACAGCUGUCACCUCACCAGCCUUUGACUUACUUCUGGAUGACAAGACUUUGCGGCGCCUUAGUGAUAAGGAGUUCCUGGACGAUACCAUAAUUGACUUUUGCCUUGGAUUCAUCGUUAACCAUGUAUGCUUGCACUUUUUCUUCUUCCGAAGCAGACCGUAA
This is a messenger RNA of Eimeria tenella, 4755 nucleotides long. RefSeq lists its product as uncharacterized. The record is from RefSeq and is a predicted model, not a curated record. The transcript has a single exon. The coding region runs from base 1 to 4755 and encodes 1584 amino acids. Lineage: Eukaryota; Apicomplexa; Conoidasida; Eucoccidiorida; Eimeriidae.